GCAAUUGCUCCGCUCACUGGGAGGUGCUGGAAACAAGUAUGGGGUUGUUGUUAUAUUCAUCGUUUUAGUUGAUGCGGGGGAAAAAAUAAUCGCAUGCCAUAGCAGAGUUGUUAAAUUAUUGGUUUGAAUUGCUUGUCAUAUCCUACUUCAAACAAAUGUCAUUGUCACUGAGUAACACAAUGGAUGUUAUUGAGACGGUUGUAACAGAGAGUAUUGAAGGAGAUGAAACUCCAACGGCGUCCAGUUUGGAUCCAGAUAAAUCGAAAGCAGAGUUUGUAUGGACUUUACAAGCCACAUGGCAACUUGUCCAAACCCGCCUCGAAAUGGACCAGGAUUUUGACCAGCCAGUGUGCAAGAAAAAGAAACUGUGGGAGACAGUGGCUGAGAGAGUGACUGCCAAGCUAAGAGCAGCUGGGAGCACAGAUGUCACAGUCAAGGCCUAUGAGUGUGAUCUGAAGUGGCGUAACAUGUUGGCCACAUACAGGAAAAACGCUGAGAGGUCCAAGAGACUGGGGGCCCAGAGUGUCCACUGGGAGUUCUUCAAGGCCAUGCAUGUGGUCCUGGGGAAGAGUCGAGAGGAGAUCGAGGCACAGCGCAGGUCCAAACUCAAUGGGACCAAGCUGGGCAAGGCUAUUGCCAGCAAGCGGUUUACCCCCAUCCUUCCGACACCCUCCCUGACAGCUGCCCCCUUUGCUUCCAGGCCCCCCCAAGAUGUCCUGCAGCUGUACAUGGAGCUGCAGGAGAGGAAGAUGAACAUGUGGGCCCAGCAGAAGGCCCUGGAGGAGAGGAAGAUAGAGGCCAUCAAUAAUCUAGCCCGUGCAAUCUCCGGUUUGUCUCACAGUCAAAACAACAGUUUCCAGCUGCCAGAGUAGCAGUACAGCACACCCGAGGAAAGGAGUUCUCAUGGAACUAAAAACUUUUGGAUUUUGUGUAAUAUAUAGAAGCUUGUGCAUAGAAUGAAAGACUGCAUCAUGCAAAUGUUUCUUAAGCGUUCAACCAUUCAGCUACUUUGUGUUGUCAUGAUUUGUCAUUGUAUACGUUUUUAUUAUGCUAUAAUAACACCAUUUGACAAAGGAGUUCACUGCAGGAAUUCCCUGUGAAUGAGAAGUGUGAAUGAGAAGGCGGCUACACAGGGCAUAUUGUACAUAGAUCUGCCAUAGGAUACAAAUAAUCCUACAUAUGUAUAAAAUACAAGAUAUUGCUGUGAUACUCUUCCUUUUUAACAGAAUUUAUAUUGUAUAUUUUAUCUCAAUACAAACACAAAAAUGAUAAAUCACUUUAUGUACUUCCAGAAUCCAACUCUUUGUACAGCAAAUCUGCGAUGGCUUCCCUUCUCCUCACACCCUCCUCAUCACACUCCCCCUCUCCCUCCUGUGUCCCUGCCUCCCUCUCAACCUGUCCGUUGACCACUUUCCCCAUGUCCAGAAAUACAUUGUGGAGUAUGCAAGCAGUGAGGACAACUGCUUUGGCUCUUUCAUAGUUCCCCAUGUCCAAAUACCUGAGCCUUUCAAAUCUGGCUUUCAGGUCAGCCACAGCCUGGUCCAGGAGGUAAAAAUGGGCUUCCAGGGACCUGUUGUAAAGAUUUCCCCUGAGGCUACAACCCACUGCGUACGGGGUCAAUAUCUGGGCAGAGGCUGGAUAUCCAACUCGAGCCACUAGGCAGGUCCCUGGGGGCAUCAUCUCAGGGAGCUGUUUGAGUUUGUCCCUCAGAGCACUGGCUCUAUCCAGGUCUGAUCCCUUGCUGAUUCUGCAGUGUAUCAACCUGCCUGUAUGGUUACACACCAGCUCCAGGUUCAGCCAGGAGUCGGGAUGGGCCUCCUUCAUCCUCUUUACCUCUGGCAUCAUGCUCUCCACAUCCUGUUUGCCAAUGGGCAGGCGGAUGGGGAUGCGGGUGUGCCCCAAGACUCCCAGGACCCUGGGGACGCCCUUCUCUUCCAAGCCUUUGGCUUUCCCCAGCAGGCUGGAGAGGGGGGGGAGGUUUUCAAUAGCCUCAAUGCCUGGAGGAGAGAAGGACCAGAAACAAACAUGGGUGAUGGAGUAAAUAGUGUGUAAAUUGUUUGAAGGUGAACAUUUCAGGAUAUUGUAAUUCAGUGAUAUUCUACGUCGGUGGGGGGGAGGUCGCCCCCCCCAAAAAAAUUGUAUAGGACAAUAUACAAACGUUUUUGUGAAAGAUAAUUGGAAAACAUUUGAGUAAAUGUAUUGAUGCCUUUUCAUUUUGAAAUUAAUGCAAUUAAUUUAAGGUUAUUUGUUGAUGUAAAAAUCUACAUUGACUGAUUUUAAGGUUGUGUCAUCUGAUUUGGGGUGGCAAGAAAUUAUUGGGGGGAAAAUGGGGUCCCCAGAAAUACUGGCGGAUAAAAUGGGGUCCCUGCUGAAAACGUUUGUAUAACACUUUGAAUUGAUCCACACUGAACAGCAGUCAACAUACCAGUUGGCCAUCUAAUUUGUUGGUCCUCAAGUGUGUUCACACGCUCACAAAAGGAAAAGAAGAUCCUAUGAAUGUUUCCUUUUUCCAGGCGGAAACUGGUAGACACAGAGCGAUAGCUGAGGCGCUUGGAGAGGAGGGUGAGGGACAGGAGAACAGUGUGGGACAGGGAUAAACGGGCACGUCCUGCCAUACGGCUCUGAUUGUAUCUUGAGUUUGAAUUCUGGAGGAGAUCUGUAAUGUACUGAGAAAUUAAAAUAAACAUAAAUCAGAUCUGUGCACAGCAAA
Molecule: messenger RNA, 2710 nt
Organism: Oncorhynchus mykiss (rainbow trout)
Lineage: Eukaryota; Metazoa; Chordata; Actinopteri; Salmoniformes; Salmonidae
Source: RefSeq, a predicted model, not a curated record